Molecule: messenger RNA, 946 nt
Organism: Emericellopsis atlantica
Lineage: Eukaryota; Fungi; Ascomycota; Sordariomycetes; Hypocreales; Bionectriaceae
Exons: 1
Coding region: 1-810 (269 amino acids)
Source: RefSeq, a predicted model, not a curated record
AUGUUCUAUAAAACUCUUCGGUACGAUACAAUGGAGGCUCUCCCAUACAAUAUUAAAGAAAAUAUUAUAAAAUAUCUUAGUCCUCUAAAGCGCCUCAUAUUCCCUAAAUGGCUGAAUAAACACCAAUUCUCAACAAGCGCUAUAUGGGGUAUGAUAUUCGAGACAGAAGAUUGGAUCGAAUUGGUUUAUAAAAACGACAAUCCUAACCCCGGUUCGCCUGUUGUUUGCCUCUUGGGGGACGAUUUAAAUAAGCUUUAUUCUGCAGAACGCGGGAACGGCGCAUACUUAACGCUGCUAGUGAACGACUGGUCCGGUGAUAUCCCAUACCAUAAGGAGACCUUCUUCGCUAGCUUAAAGAAACACACAUACGAUAAGCAGUGGGAAGAAAUCAUCUUACAUGAAUCCGGUCUACGCCUGCAAAUUAGCGAUGCUGUCCGUUCACUUCAACACAUCACACUCCAGGAUCCGAGCCGCCUGUUUAAUGAAAGCAAUGGGGUAAUUAACUCUAGCGUUCUAUAUUACGGCUCUGACUUCCCAACCCACCUUGGUGGAGAUCAGAUAAAAGGAGUAGAAGGCUUUCCACUUGAAGGAAAGAAGUUUAUUAGCGAAAUAUGCAUGGUUAAGCUACGGUUUAGGGCAGGCGAAGCGGUAGCGAAUAGGUUCUUUAUUAGGGAAGGAAGUAAACAGCUCGUCGUUUGCUUGAGGCGUACAAAUAAGGACAAAGAUAGUGGGGACGGUACUAAUGUUGUCGGCUUUCGAGUAGGCCGCAUAGACGAAGCCGAAGCCUUCCGGGUAUGUGACUCCUUUUAAUAAGCAGAUGUUCUGUGUUCUCUGUCUUAGAGUGAAUUCGCAUAUCUAUUCUAAGCACAAAAACGGGGUUAGGCCUUUAUAGAGCCGAAGGUAAAGUGCUUAUGGCCCUAACUAUUAUAGUGUGGCGGAUGCGGCC